Messenger RNA from Varanus komodoensis (Komodo dragon), 6376 nucleotides. RefSeq names its product zinc finger protein 646 (gene ZNF646). Gene Ontology annotation, biological process: regulation of transcription by RNA polymerase II. Lineage: Eukaryota; Metazoa; Chordata; Lepidosauria; Squamata; Varanidae. Gene Ontology annotation, cellular component: nucleus. The transcript is spliced from 3 exons. The record is from RefSeq and is a predicted model, not a curated record. Gene Ontology annotation, molecular function: RNA polymerase II transcription regulatory region sequence-specific DNA binding; DNA-binding transcription factor activity, RNA polymerase II-specific. Bases 1257 to 6299 code for a protein of 1680 amino acids.
GUCUCUCCAACCGUCCGACGACUGAAGAAACUUGCAGGAAGUGAAGCCUCAUCUAGUUGGAGGGGGAAAGCUUUAAAGGGUGCACACUUCCUGUUUCCUAGCAACAAAAGGAAGUAUUUGUUGUUGCCCUAGCCCCUGUGACUUCUUCAAAUCCAAAUCCUUGGAUCUCAACGUAGAAGGUCUGGGGAGGAAUCGACCCCUCCGUGAAAGAUCCACCAGGGAGAAGUACGGGGCUCCUGAGGGGGAACCCGAGGCAGCGACGUGGGACCUGUCUUCUACCUCAUGGCUGGAUCUUGAGUGGACUUUGGAGUUCUUUUGCUCUUUCUCUACAACUGGAAUCGCCCAGGAACUGGGACGGACGACUUGGUACCACAGAUGUUAACUCAGAAUCCUAAUCUCGCGGUUUGCAACACUCUCCCUUUCAUGAAAUAUGGUUGCUCAUCACCGCCUCUCCCCACGACCUACUAGAUCCAGGAUCAUUCUCUCUUUUCGAUGCCUCAGCGGUCCUGGAGUACAGACUGUAGCUGAUCACUACACAUCCCUGGGCAGUUUGGGUGACGAAUCUCCAUAAAGUACAGCUUCUCUGCUGGAGGUUGAGGUUUGAACCCUUGUGAAAAGUUCUUUGAUUUUGCUACCAAGGGACCUUCCAUACUUGAAACUUUCAGAAGUUAGACUCUGAAAUUGCUAUGUGUAUUUUUAAAGUUGGCAUUGUGAAGUACUCCUGGAAUCAAAGUGAGGCCCAUUUUGAGGUCCAAAUUCCAGGCUCUAUACACUCAGGGUCCUUGUGUUCCUUUUAAAGUUCUUAUUCUUUGACUGUUUCUUUCUUACCUCCUGAAUGGAAGAUGGGAUUCUAAGGAAUCUCCUGGGAUCUGAAGAUCUGUGCAUUCCCUUUUUUCAUGGAAAACACAGACUAUAUGUUUGAUGACUUGAACUUUGCGAAACACACUCUUCCAGUUUAGAAACUCACUCCCCAUCUUUGCUUCCCCAUCAUGUUUUUUAAUAACACAAGUCAAUAUGCUUGCCUUCUGAAGUUUAUUCCCUGUCUUUUUGGGAAGGAAACUUUUGCCGAUUUCUCACAUUAGAGAAGUUUUCUGUUCAUCUGGGAUGAUCAGCUUGAUUUGAGAGGUCUUGGUCUUAGCGCACGCGGGAAAGAGAAAGACGACCUCGAGGCCACGAGGGACUGCAUCGUGCCCCAGAAUGCCCACAGUUUCCUCUUCCACGAGCGUGCGAAGUAGAGGGGGCAUCUGAUGUGAGAGAUGGCUGAGGGGGAUGCAGCCCUGACCCACGAGCAACCCCCCGGGCAGGAGGAGCGGCCGUACAAGUGCAAGCAGUGCCCGCGCAGCUACCGCCACGCCGGCAGCCUGGUGAACCACCGGCGCACCCACGAGGUGGGGCUCUUCCGCUGCCUGCUGUGCCACAAGGACUUCUCCAACCCCAUGGCACUCAAGAGCCACCUCCGCACCCACACAGAGGAGAGGCGCUACAAGUGCCAAAGCUGCGGCCGCGGCUUCCGGAGCUUUUCUCAGCUGACGAGCCACCGCUGUGCGGCUUCUGCCACCCGGGACCAGGAAGAGGAAGAGGGGAGCAACGGCGGGAGCUGCACCUUCCCCAGGGGCCAGGACACCUCGUCUUCCGAUGCGGACACCUACACGGGCAUGGAAGGCAGCAGCGGGAGCCUGCUGAGCAACCUGGAGAAGUACAUUGCCGAAUCGGUGGUGCCCGCUGACUUUUCUCAGCUGGAGUUUCCAGUCAAGAUGGAGACGGAGGGCAAGGUGCCCCUCCCCAUGUGCCAGGGGGAGGAGGAGGAAGAGGAAGAGACGGGGCUCAGGACAGGUGGCGCAAUGAGUGAGGAUGAGCGGCGCUACAAAUGCAACCAGUGCGACAAGGCCUACAAACACGCCGGCAGCCUGACCAAUCAUAAGCAGAGCCACACGCUGGGCGUCUACCAGUGCGCCAUGUGCUACAAGGAGUUCUCCAACCUCAUGGCACUCAAGAGCCACACGCGCCUCCACUCCGAGUACCGGCCCUACAAGUGCCGCUUUUGCCACAAAGCCUUCCGGCUGCCCUCCGAGCUGCUGAGCCACCAGAGGGCCCACAGCCCAGAUGAGGGCAAGGCUGUGGGCCGGCCGGCCUGGGAGGGCUUGGAGCACGGCAUCUGGGAGGAGGACUCCAUCGAGACCUUGGCCAAGCUGGACAUCUAUCACCCUCCGCCCAGGGGCGCGAACUUUGGAGACGGUGCCCCUUGCAGCCUGAAAGACGCCUGCAAGGUGGGAGGGGGCGAACGCUGCAACCCGGACGGGGAGCUGUGUGUCCGCUGUGGGGGGACCUUUGCCGACGAGGAGGAGCUGAAGGGACACAGUUGCCUCUAUCCAGAGGUGGCAGAGGAGGAGGAGGAGGAGGGCAGCACCCCCUCCAAGCCAGCACCUGGGGCCAAUGGGACUUGGGAAGCAAGCCUGAAAGGCGAGGAGGGCUAUACCAUGUCGGAGGAGCGGCCCUUCCGCUGCGGGGACUGCGGGCGGACAUACCGCCAUGCAGGGAGCCUCAUUAACCACAAAAAGAGCCACCAGAUUGGGGUGUACAGCUGCACCGUGUGCUCGAAGCAGCUGUACAACUUGGCCGCCCUGAAGAACCACCUGCGGGUGCAUCUCAAGUCCAAGCUGAGCACUUCGUCCUCUCCCGAGGAGGCUCCGCAGCAUCCGUCUGCCGCCACGGACAGCCCUGGGGAAUCUGCUGACAGCCAGGUGCAGCCCCCACACGUCUGGAAGGCCGCCUCCUGUCCCAAGGAGGAGGAAGAAAGAGGGGCAGAGGAGGAGGAGCGUCCCUACCGGUGUGGGGACUGUGGGCGGAGUUACCGGCACCGCGGCAGUCUGGUGAACCACCGCCAUACACACCAGACGGGGAUCUUCCAGUGCUCCAUCUGUCCCAAGCAGUACUCCAACCUGAUGGCACUCCGGAAUCAUGUCCGCGUGCAUCUGCGAGCGGCGCGCAUGCGCGGCCGGGAGCAGGGGGGUGGCCUGACCUGCAGCAGCUGUGGGGAGAGCUUUGAGGAGGAGGCCGAGUUCCAGCUCCAUCAGCUGCGUCACUUGCCCUGCACGGAGGACAUCGAGGCAGCGGCCGUCCCGAGACUGGGUGUCUUUCACCCACAGGAGGCGGACCUUCUCCAAGCCAUCAAGCAAGACGUUGAAGCCCUGGAGAACGGUGCAACUGUGGCUGAGGAUGUCCUUCCCACCUCUGAGACGGCGCACGUCUGCCCGCCGUGCGGGAUGACCUUUCCCAGCGUGGCAGACCUGCAGAGUCACGCCGUGCAGCACAGCAGCGAUGGGGACUGGCCGGAAGGCCUGGCCGUGCGGGCCGAGUCGCCUGGGUCUCCCCAGCGCCUCUACGGCUGUGACCAGUGUGGCAAAGCAUACCGGCACUCAGGGAGCCUCAUCAACCACAAGCAGACGCACCAGACAGGCGACUUCAGCUGCUCGCUCUGCAGCAAGCACUUCCAGAACGUUGCCUCCCUCAAGAGCCACUUGCGCAGUCAUCAGAGGCCCAGAAGAGGACCGUCUGGGACAGCCGUGACCACAACCGAGGACGAGGAUGGCGAAGUGGAAGAGGGCUCUGCCGUGCCCAGGACCCUGCCCUCGGGGGAGGAGUUCAAGGGCAGCUAUGACAUUUUGGAGGAAGGUGCUCUCACCAAUGGCUGGGAGUCGCAGACACGGGCUCCCUCGCCGUUGCUGGGGGAGCCAGAAGGGCUUCCCUAUCUUUCUGAGCAGGGUGGGCUGGGCUUUGACCAGGCCAGCAGCUUGAUGAGCCACAAGCAGACCCAGCAGCUGGGCAUCUACCAGUGCUCCCUCUGCCCCAAAGAAUAUUCCAGUCUUCUGGCUCUGAAAAAUCACUUCCAUGGACACGCCAAGGCCACAUCGUCCAGCCAGGGCAGCCCUGGCCGGGACAGCGGUGCUGAGGAGCAGCCCUUUCUCUGCAGCCUCUGUGGCAUGAUCUUCCCGAGCGAGGAGGGCCUCCAGCACCACAGCCUGCUGCACGAGGAGGGAGAAAGCCAGGGGGAGGGCUUGGAUGCGGUGCUCAAGCGGGAGGCUGAGGUGCAGGUGGAUGGAGCAGGAGAUCGAGAAGAGGAGCAGCUUCUGUCCCACAUCUGUGGCUAUUGUGGGCAAACAUUUGAUGACAUGGCCAGCUUGGAAGAGCAUAGCGACGGGCACCUGGAGGAGAAGGCCGCAGCCUUGGCUGACACAUCCAUCCAGCUCCGACGAGCACCUCGCCUGGAGGAGGACCCGCUCCGACGAGCGCCUCGCCUGGAGGAGGACCAGCUACCUCCAGCUCCAUGCAUAAAGGAAGAACAGCCCCUCUCACACCCGCUGGAAGUGUCAGCCACAACGUGUGACUUCCUGGACAACCGACCGUAUGCUUGCGGUCAGUGUGGCAAGACCUACCGGCACGGUGGCAGCUUGGUCAAUCACAAGAAGAUCCAUCAGAUCGGCAAUUACCAGUGCGGGGUCUGCUGCCGGCAGUAUCCCAAUAUGUCUGCCUAUCGGAACCACCUGCGGAACCAUCCGAGGUGUAAGCUGAAUGGCAGUGUGCCGGAGGUACGGCAGCCAGCACCCGCAGAAGGAGGAGCGGGGGAGCCUUCCUCUGCUUGUGAGAUGCCCAGGGAGGAGCCUGUUGCCGAUGAGGUUCUGGCAGCCCAGACCGGGGCAGAUCCUCCACAUGCUUCCUCCCUCAUGUCUCCCUCUGGAGAGGAAAGAUCGGGACAAGGCAGAGAGCAGAAUGCUAACCAGCCGGAGAACAAAAAGGCCCGGGUGUUUGACAUCUGUGGGGUGAUGUAUGAAGCGAAAGCAGCAUCAGAGGCACUUCAACCGCUACAGUUUUCCAAAGAGCAGAAGAAGGUUGGGAGAGACGAGGAAGAAGCAGACCAGGAGGGGGGGGACGGCCCCAGCGCUGAGGAGGAAGGCUCCCCGUCUGAGCGCCCCUUCCAGUGCGACGUCUGCGGGCGCAACUACAAGCACGCUGGCAGCCUGAUCAACCACAAGCAGACACACAAGACGGGUCUCUUCCACUGCGGCAUUUGCCACAAGCAGUUCUACAACCUCAUGGCACUCAAGAACCACAACCGCACCCACUUUGAAACCAAGCGCUACAGGUGCCCGGAGUGCCCCAAGGCCUUCCGGCUGCAGAAGCAACUGGCGAGCCACCAGCGCGUGCACCGCGACCGGAAGCGGGAGCCUUCCUCCCACUCAUCCAGGAGAUUCGCUCAGGCCAAGCGGGCAGCCAAGGCAGAGACACUGAGCCGCCCUCCUGGCGCUGCGAAGCAAGCCCUGGAGCCGGAAGAGCGCCCCUACCGGUGUGGGGAGUGUGGGCGCACCUACCGCCACGCGGGCAGCCUCCUCAACCACCAGAAGAGCCACAAGGUCGGACACUUUGCCUGCGCCCUCUGCACCAAGGCCUACCCCAACCUCAUGUCCCUCAAGAACCACCAGCGCAUCCACUAUGAAGUGAAGCGCCACCGGUGUCCGGACUGCGGGAAGGCCUUCAAGUGGCAACGGCAGCUGCUCAGGCACCAGCGCCGGCCCCACCCCUGCAGCCAGAGCACCCCGGGGCCGGGAUCCGCACGGGACAGAGUGGCUCCCCAAAAGGCGGCGCAGGCGGGCAGCUCGGCAGAGGCCCGGGCUGGCCCUUUCCAGUGCCCGCUGUGCCCCAAGCGGUUCCCCAGCCAGGCGGCCCUGAGGAACCACAGCCGCGUCCACAGCAAGAAGCGCUUCGAGUGCUCGGAGUGUGGCAAGGCUUACCGGGCCUCCCGGGACCUGAUGCGCCACCUCGGGAGGCAUCACGCCAAGGCUACAGGGGAGGCAGCUGAGGAAGGCAGUGCCUCCCCGAGCUCUGUGGCGGCCAGCAAGAAACUGGAGGAGCGGCCUUACAAGUGCAGCAGCUGCGAGCGGACGUACCGCCACGCCGGCAGCCUCCUCAACCACAGGAAGGCCCACAAGACCGGCCUCUACCGCUGCAGCGCGUGCCAGAAGGAGUUCUACAACCUUCUGGCCCUCAAGAACCACCUCCACACCCACACGGACCGGAAACGCCACCGGUGCCCCCACUGCGGCAAGGCCUUCCGGACUGCCCGGCGCCUGGCCGCCCACGCCAGGGCCCACGGCGGGGCGAAGGAGGAAGGGACCUUCUUGUGCGGCGUCUGCUCAAAGGAGUUCUUCCACCCACUCAGCUUCCAGCAGCACCAGCUGUCGCACACCGCGGACGAUGCGCAUCCUGUCGCCGGGGAUGAUGGUGCCACGGGAGAGGCGAGCUGAGGGUUCUGUGCACGUGCGUGAAGAGCGUGCCGAGGAUUGAAUGGCAGGGAGGUUGUGCUGCAGGGAAAUCUGGGAGU